UUAGAAGAUUGGGCCAUCUCUUGGAACACUCGUAAACAAGUUUGAGUCGGCAGAUUACCUCUGAGAAUCUCUCAAGGCAUCUUUGUUUCGAGAGAAUAAUUCCUUACUCCGAUAAAGAAUCUUCGAAUUUGCCUCCAUUUUUUUCCAGAUUUGCUCUUCCCUUAUGCAGAGGAAACCCCAUCUUAAAGUUUAUUUCGUUAAUUUCAUUGGGAAAAUCCGGGACCGAUUUUUCGGAGAAAAUCUAUUCAUAGAACUGCAAACAUGGCGAAUCUUAGCUCCGAAUAUGACGAAAUGGGUUCCUUCUCUUUCACUGACUUCCCUGAAGAUGUUCAGUUAUGCAUCCUCUCCUUCCUCUCCCCAUCCGAUAUAGCGACUUUCUCUUGCACAUCGAAGAGAUUCGUCUCUCUCUGCAGGAAUGAUCGGAAACUGUGGUUUACUAUGUGCGAUCGGAAAUGGGGAUCCAAGACUCAAAUCAACAAUUGGGGAAAGGGAAAAAUCACUUACAGGUUACUCUAUAAAACUCUUCAUCAGUGGGAGAAUCUGAUCGGUUUUUGGCGCCGGAGUGGCUCGUCGACCAUCAGCAACACAUCGCCGCCGUUGGUAUUCUUCGAAUGGGGCCCAGAUUUUCUUGCUGGCUCUAGGGUUUCUCCGUCGAAGAACGGUACUUACGACGUGUUUAAAUCUCCAUUUCUAUGGAUCGGGCUCUCUUCAGAAGGUCAGGCCAUGAGUUUUAUCGACCCCGAUGGCCGUUCUGAGUUCGCCGGGAAGUUUGCGGAUUUAGGGGAUUCCGGUUUUUCCGAUUGCGAUUUGAUUCCGAUCGAUCUGAGCUUCAUGGGGAAAAAUCAUUUUGUCAUCGAGGAAAAUCUGACAUUCGCUUAUCCAACUUCCCCAGAGCAGAGGAAAAAGGGAUUCCGGCGCAGUUCAAGUUCAGCCAAUUUACGAGCGGAGGAUGGUGUAGCCGCCGUAACCGAUGUGAACGGAGUGGAAAGUGGCUCUCCGGGAAGCUUACCGGACCGAUUGAUGUCAGAAAUUUAUCAGCAUUUUGCGAAUAGAACCAGUCCGGGAGGGGAUAGAGCCUCAAGGAGGCAACGGAGGAGGGAGAAGGAAAGGCUAGGAAAGAGGAAGUGGGAACCAGAGCAUUUCGUUAAAAUUAUCAAUUGCUCACCCACACCAUUGCGGCCAUUACAGGGCUUAUGGAAGGGAAUCAGUGAUGAUUUGAGCAUGGAUUUCUAUCUUGUUGUAUAUGAUGACAUUGGUGGCAUUGCCUGUCGGAGAGUUGGGGACUCGUCUGAACGCCUUUCCAGUUAUGCUCCCGUGUUUUGGACGUCCAAUACUACAUUCUUGGAAGCUCCAUUCUCUGCGGAGGAAGAAUAUUUGCACGAUUGCCGAGUACAUGUUCAGCCUCUAGCAGCCAAUGACAUUGAGGAGCUAGUGCCUUCAAUUGAAAAUAAUAGUAUUUCUCGCAUUCUUUGCGUCAACUCUAGUUAUGAUCUAGUCCUACCAGACCUGGCUGGAAGUACUCCAAAUCCUCGGAAUGUGGAGGGAAGAAUUUGGCAGUACUGUAAUGGGACUUUUGGGUUUGGUUUCCUUAGAGAUAAUUUUAUUAUAGACCUGAAGCACCUUGCUCGAAAUGGUUCUAUUCUGGAUACUGUGGAAUAAUGUAUUUGUUGAUUCUUCUAUUAAUUAACAAUGUAGCCAUUUGAUGAAUUCUUUGGCCAAGCAUAAUCUUUAUAAAUGUACAGAUUGACGACGAAUCAUUCAUAUGUCAAUAGUUCACAAA
Benincasa hispida (wax gourd) is the source of this 1780-nucleotide messenger RNA. Its product is annotated as F-box family protein. Gene Ontology annotation, cellular component: SCF ubiquitin ligase complex; cytoplasm. The record is from RefSeq and is a predicted model, not a curated record. Gene Ontology annotation, molecular function: protein binding. Lineage: Eukaryota; Viridiplantae; Streptophyta; Magnoliopsida; Cucurbitales; Cucurbitaceae. Gene Ontology annotation, biological process: SCF-dependent proteasomal ubiquitin-dependent protein catabolic process; gibberellic acid mediated signaling pathway.